This is a messenger RNA of Miscanthus lutarioriparius, 2967 nucleotides long. The record is from the annotation of a GenBank genome assembly. NCBI's taxonomy places the organism in Eukaryota, Viridiplantae, Streptophyta, Magnoliopsida, Poales, Poaceae.
AUGGUUGCCACCAUGCAUCGCCUAGCUGCUGCCAUGCUCGUGUUGCUCUGCUGCUGCUGUUUGUUCCUCGCCACGCAGCAGCAGCAGCAGCUCCAGCCAGCCGCCGGUGGUAACAGAGCGAGCCCGAGCUGCAUACCACACGAGAGGGACGCCCUGCUGGCAUUCAAGCACGGCGUCACCAGCGACCCUGGCGGCGUCCUCAGCUCGUGGCGGCGAGACGACGGUCGCCACGACGAGCAAGACUGCUGCCGGUGGAGAGGCGUCCGGUGCAGCAACCGAACUGGCCACGUCCACGAGCUUCGACUUGGAGGUGGAGGCACCUUCCCAGAAAAUUUGGCCGGCCAGAUAAGUCCUUCUUUGCUUGCUCUGGAUCACCUAGAGCACCUUGACCUCAGCUGGAAUGAUCUAGCAGGGCCAACGGGUCGUCUUCCCGAGUUCUUGGGCUCUCUAAAGAAUCUCAAGUAUCUUAACCUCUCUGGCAUACCAUUCUAUGGUGGCGUGCCUCCCCAGCUUGGCAACUUGUCAAGGCUGCAGUAUCUAGAUCUUUCCAAUCCCAACUGGAUGGGAGGCACGAACUCGACGGAUCUCUCAUGGUUAACACACAUUCCUUCCAUACAAUAUCUUAACUUGGACGGAGUGGACCUCAGCACAGUAGCGGAUUGGCCUCGUGUCAUGAAUAUGCUUCCUUCUUUGAGGGCCCUCCAUCUUUCAGGCUGCUCUCUUGCAAGCGCAAACCAGUCGCUGCCACACCUGAACCUUACAAAUCUCGAGGAGCUCCAUGCCUCCGACAACUCCUUCCACCAUCCAAUGGUGACCAGCUGGUUCUGGAACAUAACAAGCCUUAGAUUCGUUUACCUCAGCUCCACUAGUAUGUACGGUCAAUUUCCGGAUUCUCUUGGAGACAUGACAUCCCUGCAAGUCCUUGAUCUUUCAUUUAAUAAUUAUGAUGAUGAUUAUCAAGAUGAUGACAAGAACGUGCGCAGCAUGACCAUGGAUCUGAAGAACCUAUGCAAUUUGGAAGUCCUGAACCUUGAAUACACUCUCCUAUAUGGUGACGUAGCUGAGUUGUUUAGGAAUCUACCUCGAUGUUCACCCAACAAAUUGCAAGAAUUGGACCUCGGUUCGAACCAUUUAACCGGGAUGUUACCAAGAUGGAUAGGGCAAUUCAUGAGCUUGGUUGUUCUGAAUCUUCGUUGGAACAACCUAAACGGACAUGUCCCAUAUGAGAUUGGAAAGCUUAGUAAUAUUACCCAUCUGGAUCUAAGUACAAAUAAACUGGAUGGCACGAUAACUGAGGAACACUUUGCUAGUGCAAGGAGCUUGCAAUAUAUAGACUUGUCAUAUAAUGCCCUCAAGAUUGAGAUCAGCUCGGACUGGCAACCACCAUCUACAUUAGAGUAUGUAUACUUUGCAUCCUGCCAGAUGGGCCCACUGUUUCCUGGGUGGCUUCAGUGGAAUGUGAGCAUCACCUAUCUUGAUAUCUCGAGUGCAGGUAUAGCUGAUAGGAUUCCACAAUGGUUCUCCGAUGCCUUUUCAAAUGUUUGGUUCAUGAACAUCUCCAACAAUCAACUCAACGGAACUUUGCCGGCUGAUAUGGGCUCCAUGUCACUUCAGGAACUCUACCUCAGUUCAAACAAAUUAACUGGUCAGAUACCCACGCUGCCACCAAACAUACAUACCUUGGACUUGUCCAAUAACUUCUUGUCAGGACCUCUGCCCUCUACUACUAGAUCAGCCAAUCUAAGACAACUUUCUCUGUUCUCCAACCGACUCACUGGUCAUAUUCCUGAAUCUUUUUGUAAAUAUCAGCAAUUAUUUGUGUUGGACUUAUCCAACAAUUUUUUGGAGGGACAACCACCGUUGUGCCUCGGGGUAAUGGAAUCUAUGGAAUUUGUCGCCUUAAGUAACAAUAGUUUGUCAGGAAAGUUCCCAUCUUUUCUGCAAAACUUGACAAAUGUGUUCUUCCUAGAUUUGUCUUGGAACAAAUUCACUGGAAGAUUGCCAAUGUGGAUUGGAAGCUUAACAUCAUUAAGAGUUAUACGAUUAAGUCACAACAAGUUCUUUGGUAGCAUUCCAAUGAACAUCACAAACCUUUCUUGCCUUCAGUACAUGGAUCUAAAUAAUAAUAAAAUAUCAGGCUCUCUGCCGAUCUACCUAUCAAAUCUUAAAUUUAUGACAAACACAUCCAUGAUGGGUUGUUAUCACAACCCUGAGACAAUUCAUUCUCAUCUUAAUGGUUUGUCUAUGGUCUGGAAGGGGCAGGAUUUGAGCUGUGGUUCCAUUCAAAGAAGUUUGGACACAAGUAUGAUGAGCAUUGAUUUAUCUUCAAACGACUUAACCGGUGAAAUACCAAAAGAAAUAGUUGUUCUUGAUGCACUUGUGAAUUUGAAUCUAUCAAGGAACCACUUGACUGGAGUUAUUCCAAAGAAGAUCGGGGAAAUGCGAUCACUGCAAUCAUUGGACCUCUCGAGGAACAUGCUUUCAGGGGAAAUACCAACCACUCUAUCAAAUCUGACGUUCUUAAGUUACUUGGAAUUAUCAUACAACGAUCUUACAGGAAUAAUUCCAUCGGGAGUACAGCUUGAUACCCUGUAUGCAGAGUAUCCAUCUAUGUACAUUGGCAACAUCGGUCUUUGUGGACAUCCUCUUCAAAACAAUUGCUCGAGCGAGCGUCAUGCACCAAAGCAGGGUGGCCUGGGAAGAACUGAAGAAGGUUAUGGGAUACCAUUCUUUUAUCUUGGACUCGGGUGCGGCUUCGUGGUUGGUACAUGGAUUGCAUUUGGUGUUUUGUUGUUCAAGAGAAACUGGAGAAUUGCUUGCUUUCGACUCUCGGACAAGUUGUACGACAAAGUAUAUGUCCUUGUUGCUACAUGGGCAACAGCAGACAAACACAAACUGAUUAGCAAGCAUGAAGCAAAGGCGGUGGUCGGCGCUUCAACUAAAAUUAGCCAAUGCAUGCAUGUAUGA